Molecule: messenger RNA, 1083 nt
Organism: Brassica oleracea var. oleracea
Lineage: Eukaryota; Viridiplantae; Streptophyta; Magnoliopsida; Brassicales; Brassicaceae
Product: putative F-box protein At4g22180
Exons: 1
Coding region: 1-1083 (360 amino acids)
Molecular function (GO): protein binding
Source: RefSeq, a predicted model, not a curated record
AUGUCGAACAAUGUCAAGUGGUCGGAGCUUAACGCUGACGUUCUCCAAUCAAUCCUUGAACGUUUGAGCAUCAUUAAUUAUCUAAAAGCUCGAUCCGUUUGCAAGAAUUGGCACGUAGUUUGCAAACAAAUUUCUUCAAUACAAGACAAGUUUCCAUGGAUAAUAAUCUUCCCUCGUAGAAGACCAAAGAGCUCUACAUGUCAAGUGUUCAAUCCCCAAGAAGGUAAACUUUACACACUGAGAAACCUUGGCAAUGACUUCUCCACACACCAGUGUAUAGCAACUUCUGGAAGCUGGCUUUUAAUGUUAGACCUACGAUCAAAUCUAUACGUUUUGAAUGUUUUCACACGUGAGAGAAUCGAUCUUCCGCCAUUAGAGUCACACCAAGGGAGGCUACAAGUUCAUAGAUUACAAAACAACGCAUUCAACUUCAUGAUCAAUCAAUCAUCAGCACCGGCAAGAAACGUUCUAAACCGGACAAAAGCGGUUUUAUGGGUCGACGAGAAAACCAAAGGUUACUUAGUCGUCUGGUCGAUAGGUCUAUCUUAUAUAAUGUAUACUAAGAAUGGAUUCGAUUUCUGGAGAGAGAUACCUACAAAAGAAGGUCCUGAGAAUCUUCAUGGAUGUCAAGAUAUUGUCUACAAAGACAACAAUCUUUACAUUUUGACAGGUCUAAACCGAAUCAGAAUCUUGGAUUGCUCACAAGAACUCCCUAGAGCGUUACUAGACAACGUUGAUGAUGAUCCGUUUAGGGAUGAUCAAAGACGGCGAGGUAAGAUCGGUGUUACCGUCUCUGGAGAGGUUUUGAUGGUUAAGAACCGGUUAAAGCAGGUUUUCAACAUUUUAAAGAUGAAUUCAGAUGGGACAAGUUGGGAUGAGGUGGAGUCAUUAGGGGAAGAGUCUUGGAUCACUGAUCUUGGUGUGACUGUACCAGGAGUUGAUGGGAGUAGACCAAACUCGAUUUAUUACAGAGAUAGGUCUCUUUAUUGUGGAGAUCUUUCGGUUCAAGUGUUGGAGAUGAUCCUAGAGGUUGACAAGAAUGGUCACGCGAGAUGGUUUAUUCCUAGUCUUCGUGAGUUGUAA